ACCUGCUCUACGAAAAAUUUCAAUCUUUGGCUCACUUCUUUGUUUAUCUCUUUGUUCCUCACCAAAACCAAUAUUUUCUCCUUCGUUGUUCUUUCUUUCCUAUCAAAACUUUAUACUUAUAUACGACUUGAAAUAUCAUUCCAAGAAAAAUGAUAAGCAAGGAUCCAAGAUCGAGUUUACCUCCAGGGUUUCGAUUUCAUCCAACAGAUGAAGAACUCAUUCUCCAUUACCUAAGGAAGAAAGUUUCCUCUUCCCCGGUCCCGCUUUCGAUUAUUGCCGAUGUCGAUAUCUACAAAUCCGAUCCAUGGGAUUUACCAGCUAAGGCUCCAUUUGGAGAGAAAGAGUGGUAUUUUUUCAGUCCGAGGGAUAGGAAAUAUCCUAACGGAGCAAGACCAAACAGAGCAGCUGCGUCUGGAUAUUGGAAAGCAACCGGAACUGACAAAUUAAUUGCGGUAGCGAAUGGUGAAGGGUUUCAUGAAAACAUUGGUAUAAAAAAAGCUCUUGUGUUUUAUAGAGGAAAGCCUCCAAAAGGUGUUAAAACCAAUUGGAUCAUGCAUGAAUAUCGUCUUGCCGACUCUUUAUCUCCCAAAAGAAUCAGCUGUUCUAGGAGCAGUAGUAGCGAAGUCAAUAAUAAUUUUGGAGAUAGGAAUUUGAAAUCCAAAGAAUAUUCGAUGAGGCUGGAUGAUUGGGUUCUUUGCCGGAUUUACAAGAAAUCACACGCUUCAUUGUCAUCACCUGAUGUUGCUUUGGUCACAAGCAAUCAAGAGCAUGAGGAAAAUGACAACGAACCAUUCGUAGAGCGCGGAACCUUUUUGCCAAAUUUGCAAAAGGAUCAACCCCUUAAACGUCAGAAGUCUUCUUGUUCAUUCUCAAACUUAUUAGACGCUACAGAUUUGACGUUCCUCGCAAAUUUUCUAAACGAAACCCCGGAAAAUCGUUCUGAAUCGGAUUUUUCUUUCAUGAGUGGCAAUUUCUCUAAUCCUGACAUCUACGGAAACCAUUACUUGGGUCAGAAGUUACCACGGUUGAGCUCUCCUACUUCAGAGACAAGCGGCGUCGGAAACAAAAGAGAGAGACUAGAUUUUGCGGAAGAAACGAUAAACGCUUCGAAGAAGAUGAUGAACACCUAUAGUUACAAUAAUAAUAUAGAUCAAAUGGAUCAUAGUAUGAUGCAACAACCUAGUUUCCUGAACCAGGAACUCUUGAUGAGUUCUCACCUUCAGUAUCAAGGCUAGAGAGAAUAUUUAUUUGAAAACCUAAUGACGAAUUGGGGAUCAUUCGGUAUAUGAUUGAAAAGUAGGAGUCGUUGUUAGAAAUUUACCAAACUAUUGUGGGAAAAAAAAAGGAGAUAUAGAAUAAUAGUGUAGUUGAUGAUGAAUUUGUUGAUCAUAUAAAAUACACAAGCUUAUAUUGAAAG
Molecule: messenger RNA, 1417 nt
Organism: Arabidopsis lyrata subsp. lyrata
Lineage: Eukaryota; Viridiplantae; Streptophyta; Magnoliopsida; Brassicales; Brassicaceae
Product: NAC transcription factor 47
Exons: 3
Coding region: 150-1235 (361 amino acids)
Biological process (GO): regulation of DNA-templated transcription
Molecular function (GO): DNA binding
Source: RefSeq, a predicted model, not a curated record